Molecule: messenger RNA, 1514 nt
Organism: Talaromyces stipitatus ATCC 10500
Lineage: Eukaryota; Fungi; Ascomycota; Eurotiomycetes; Eurotiales; Trichocomaceae
Product: outer mitochondrial membrane protein porin
Exons: 6
Coding region: 75-929 (284 amino acids)
Biological process (GO): monoatomic anion transmembrane transport
Cellular component (GO): mitochondrial outer membrane
Molecular function (GO): voltage-gated monoatomic anion channel activity
Source: RefSeq, a predicted model, not a curated record
ACAACAACAACAACACACAACGCGUUGCUUCCACAAAACCAGCCUAUCUCAAACCCCAUCUAUCAACAUACACAAUGGCUGCUCCUGCUGCUUUCUCCGAUAUCGCCAAGGCGGCCAACGAUCUCCUCAACAAGGAUUUCUACCACACCAGCCCUGCCAGCAUUGAGGUCAAGUCCAAUGCUCCCAAUGGCGUCACCUUCACCGUGAAGGGAAAGUCCACUCACGAAGGUCCCAUCGGUGGCUCUCUCGAAGCCAAAUAUGUUGACAAGCCCAUCGGUCUCACCCUCACCCAGGCCUGGACCACCGCCAACGCCCUCGACACCAAGCUCGAGCUCGACAACAACAUCACCAAGGGCCUCAAGGCUGAGAUCCUCACCCAAUACUUGCCCACCUCUCAAUCCAAGGGCGCCAAGCUCAAUCUCUACUUCAAGCAGCCCAAUCUUCACGCUCGUGCUUUCUUCGACCUCUUGAAGGGCCCUACCGCCAACCUCGAUGUCGUCCUUGGCCACGAGGGUUUCCUUGUCGGUGCUGAGGGUGGCUACGAUGUGCAAAAGGCUGCUAUCACCAAGUACUCCGCUGCCGUUGGUUACAGCCUUCCUCAGUACUCUGCUGCCAUCACUGCCAGCAACAACCUCUCCGUCUUCUCUGCCAGCUACUACCACCGUGUGAACGCUCAGGUUGAGGCCGGUGCUAAGGCUACCUGGGACUCCAAGGCCGGCAACAACGUCGGCUUGGAAGUUGCCAGCAAAUACCGUCUUGACCCCUCUUCCUUCGCCAAGGCCAAGAUCAACGACCGCGGUAUUGCCGCUCUCGCUUACAACGUUCUCCUCCGCCCUGGUGUCACUCUCGGCUUGGGUGCUUCUUUCGACACCCAGAACCUCAACCAAGCUGCCCACAAGGUCGGUGCCAGCUUCACCUUUGAGGGUUAAACAUCCUCUCCCAAUUUAAACAAAUGAGAUACCCCGGAUGAAGCUAUUUCGCCUUGACAUUGCAUUGUCCGGUUAGACUCAAAGAAAAUGUCUGCAUAAUAUAGAGUGUGUAGUUGAACAACAAAUUUGUUUCUGUCCAUUUUCACUUGUAAUAGUGGUUUUGCGCAGACAUGAAAUCUUUGAUUGGACCGGACGAAUGCGAGGUGACAGGCGAUUUGUGGUGUAAUCCGGUUUUUGAUGGGCGUGUGUUUUGGCAUGGAAGCAUGCACUUUUUUGUUUAAUUGUGCUACUGACAGCUAUACUUGUAUAUCAAUAAAUCAAGAGCUUUUCCUUUGUCGCUACAUCAAGUUCCAUAGCGGACGUAUUAUAUAGUUAUGAUAAAUAUGCGGACUUCAUAAGAGCAGUAUAUCAUGCAGUAUGUCGAUCGGUAGCAUAAAUACAGCGAUAUAGUAAAUAACACCCUCAAUAGUAUUCCAUGACCAAUUGAUAUGUCCCCUCGAGGCAGCUAUUGUAUCAAUCACCAUCCUCCCUCGAUCCUAAGCCCUUACCCUGCGACGUCUUCCCCGAUCUCUUUCCACCAGGACU